Durusdinium trenchii is the source of this 1821-nucleotide messenger RNA. Lineage: Eukaryota; Dinophyceae; Suessiales; Symbiodiniaceae. The record is from the annotation of a GenBank genome assembly.
CGUGGGGAUCUUCUUCUUCACAAAGUCUCGCCUUUUCGUGCUCUUUCUGAUGGCGAGCUGCUUUUCUGCCUGCUGGCCAUGGGCCAAGAGGCCUGCGUCAGCUCAACGGCGGACCUCAACUGAUUCCAGAGGGAAAGGAUCGAACCGGCAGAGCUUCUUUAAUCUCUCACACACCAAGAAAACGGAGGGGAACAAGUCAAAUGCCAUACCGAAGGGCCCCUCGGUCCUGGACAAGGUGCUGCGGGUGGUGGGCUCAAGGAAGGAGGAGCCCUUGGCCGCCAUGAGCGAGUGGAUGGAAAAGACGGCGGACCCGCAGGUAGUCUCCAGAGAGGCCAUAAUCUUGGUCUUGGUCGGUCUACCUGCGCGUGGGAAGUCCUUCAUCUGUGGCGCAGUGGUGAGGCACCUGAAGUUGUUGGGCGUGCGGGUGCGGAGCUUCAAUGCUGGUGAGCUAAGACGGGAGACUGGGAAGGCUGGCAUCGAGGCCGACUUCUUUUCCUCCUCCAAUCUGGAGGCCUUUAAGGAGCGUGAACGCUUGGCCAUGCUCUGCUGUCAGCGGCUCUUGGAGUGGAUCCAGGCAGCUCCACCAGGUACAUCUUCCAUCGGCAUUUUGGAUGCCACCAACACCACCCUCCUGCGUCGGCAACGAGUCCUCGAGACGUGCUUUGCAGCAGCGCAAGAGGCACACCACGAUGAAAAGUCCGCGCCGCUUCGGGUGAUCUUCCUGGAAUCGCUCUGCAGCGAUCCCAAGAUAUUGCAGGACAACUACCAGAUGAAGCUGAGCAAUGACGACUACAAAGGUGCCGAAAGCAGCGCCGCCUUGGAUGAUUUCAAGAAACGUGUUGAAGCCUAUGAGGCACAGUACGAGCCUUUGCAGGAGGGCGAAUUGGACUUCACGCAGAACCGGCCCAGCGAUGCGGCGAUGCCGGUGGGCUCCGUGCAGAUCUACGACGGAGGGCAAAAGAUCACAUGCUGUCGAACUGGGAGUUCCCUGGUGGCGGCGCCGCUGAUCUCCCUCUUGCACGCGAUGCACCUCACCAGGCGACAAAUCUUGCUGGCGCCGGAGUCCAAUAGCGCGGGUCAGGGUUUGCCUCCGCAGAGCUUCGUUGAGAUUCUCAAGAACGAAGAAGAGAAGGAGGGGCGGAUCAUGGACGUGAUCUGUGGGGCUUCGAAGCAUGCGGUGCGGAUCGCGCAGGAGCUUUCAAAGGUGCCUUCUGUGCCUUCUGCCUCCGGCGUCGCUGCGGGCGCCCCGCGUGGCCGUCCCCGCUGUGUGCUGAAUCUCCGGGCGCUGCAGGGCCGCUCCGCGGACGGCGCCGCCGACGGUGCGGCGACGGCGGAGAGCUAUGCAGACCUGGUAAGACGGAUGCGGGUGGAGGUGCUCCUGCUGCUGGAGCGCCUGCCACGAUCAGUCCUUGUCAUUUGCCCCGGUGAGGAUGUGCGCAGGGUGCUCUUCGCCCACUUCUGCGGCUGCUCCGAGGUGGAUGUGAACCAUGGCACUCUGGGGUGCCUCCGCUCGCCGCUGGGUCCCUCCGGUGCCAUCAACCACCAUCUCUCUCUCCCUGGGUCUUGGUGCCAGAAAUCCAUUGCGGACCUGGAGAUGCCCAGCUGGGCAGUCCUCGAGCUCACGCGGGACCACAAGGGCUAUUCCUGUGAAGAGUUGGAACUUCAACAACAGCCGCGGCACAGCCUCAGUGGCCGACGCCUCUCCGCCUGAGCGUCCGAUCGGACGCUGGAUGGACUGAGGGCGCCAUGCUGGGAGGAAGACAAAGCACGUAGGACUUCAGCACUGCUGGAAGGACUUACACUCCCUGGAAUCCAUCCAUG